CUUUCAAACAUUAGUAUUCUGCUCACGAUAACGUCCAAUUCAACGAUUUUUUAAACAAAAAUAUACUUGUACAGGUUUGUUCAAAGGAAAGUUUGUGUGUUACAGUCUGUGAGCUAUAGAACUUUACUGCUGAAAAAUACUUCAGUUAGUCAUUUGGAGGUUUUCACUUCGCUUUCUUGACUUAUGCAAUGAAUUACCUUCAACUCUCGCUUUCGUGAGAUGUUGGUAGUGUUAUCAAAUAACACGCAUGAACAGUUUCCAUACGAAAGACCGAAAAAUGGCUCUCGUUUUUUCUCCAUUGGAUGAAGUGACAGGUGCAAGUUCACCGACAAAAAUAAAGAAAACAUUUGCUGUAUAAAAUCAGCAGUUACCGGUGCUUCGAGUUAUCAUUUGAUCGUGACCGUUCGCCAGAACCGUACACCUUGGUGGGUUCACAACGAAGAUGCAUUUCACAGUUAUCGUUUUACUGGGGGUAGCCUCCAUCCUAUCGGCGGAAGAUUCUAGUCGAAAAGAGGAAAACAUCAUUAAAGAAAAUACAGUGCAAAACCAUGAUUAUAUUAAUCAUGAUUCCCAAGCCACAGCACAAUACGAACAGGUUACACAGUAUCACCCCAAUCAACUUCAUACUGUUCAAUCGAAACUAAUAUCGGCUACCGACAAAACCAACGAGUAUCAGAGCAGCGCUCAGCAUCAACAACACCAGGAAUGGGAACCACAAAAGACGUAUAAUCAUCAGCAGAGUCCUGGGAACGUAUUUUACAUUCAACAACAGAUUCCUCACGAACAUGACGGGCAGUAUCGAAACGAUUACAAUCAGCACUAUCGGAAUUCACAGAACCAACACAGCUGGGAACCGAUGAGGCAGACCAAUACCGGAAAUCUGCUCUACCCAGUGAACAUUCCAUAUCCCAUUCACAUAGUAAAAAUGGUGCCUGUGAUGGUUGACAACGGAAUUCAAACUCCUUACCAGUUUGUUGGUCAUACCUAUACAACAAAAGCGGCAUCGGAUGAUGUUGACUACAGAAAUGUACGAUUGAUCCAUAUAGCUAAACCUGAAACGACUGCUGCUCAAAAUCCUUACGCUGUUUAUACCAUGCACUAUCCCGUCUAUUUGAGUCCUGUACGAAAGGUGACGUCUUCUACGAAACAAAACCCACAUUCGACUCAGUGAAGCACCACCGUCUUUUCGAUGGAUCGAUUUUGUGUAUGUUUUGGAGUGAACUUUGAUUUUGUGAUUUUCUUAAAUGAAGAAUAAACUAAAGUAAAAAAAUAUAUAUAAUUCUGCUUUUAAGGCCAUCGUCCAAGUACCAUGCGCGCGGGUAGUUUAAGGAAAUUUUCGAUGGAAAUUUCGGAAAAUUUGAGAAAACCAAAAACAUCUACAACCUUUG
Molecule: messenger RNA, 1388 nt
Organism: Malaya genurostris
Lineage: Eukaryota; Metazoa; Arthropoda; Insecta; Diptera; Culicidae
Exons: 2
Coding region: 443-1171 (242 amino acids)
Source: RefSeq, a predicted model, not a curated record